Messenger RNA from Vigna umbellata (rice bean), 1650 nucleotides. Its product is annotated as Oxidoreductase family protein. Lineage: Eukaryota; Viridiplantae; Streptophyta; Magnoliopsida; Fabales; Fabaceae. The record is from RefSeq and is a predicted model, not a curated record. Gene Ontology annotation, molecular function: nucleotide binding.
AGAAUGAAAUUAAGAAAAAGAAAAGCCAAUGGCAAAAGGAUGUGAACUGACAUAGAUGAUUUUGUCGGAUAAGGAAUGGAUGAAAUUUGUCGUAUAACUCUAAAUAGCAGAUUUGGUAGAAACCUGAGAAGCGUGUGUUGAAGAAUCAGAAUUGAGAAUCCAUGGGAAGUGGUGUUUUGAAGUACGGAAUCAUAGGAGUUGGAAUGAUGGGUAGAGAGCAUCUUGUGAAUUUGUACCAUCUUCGCACUGAAGGCGUGGCGGUUGUCGCUUUUGCUGACCCUCAUGUUCCCUCCCAACAACUCGCUCUUCAAUUGGCACACUCCUUCAGUUGGCCUCUCAAGGUUUUUUCAGGUCACCAGGAGCUGUUGGACAGUGGACUUUGUGAUGUUCUGGUGGUAUCCACUCCUAACAUGACCCAUCAUAGGAUUCUUAUGGACAUAAUCAAUCAUUCCAAACCCCAUCACGUACUGGUAGAAAAGCCCUUGUGCACCACAAUCUCUCACUGCAAAGAGGUUGUCGAUGCUGCUAGAAAGAGACCAGAUAUUUUGGUACAAGUUGGAUUGGAAUAUAGAUACAUGCCACCUGUUGCAAAGCUGAUAGAAAUAGUUCAGGGAGGAAACCUCGGACGAAUCAGAAUGGUAUCAAUUCGGGAGCACCGGUUUCCAUUUUUGGUUAAGGUGAACAAUUGGAAUCGGUUCAAUAUUAACUCAGGUGGUACCCUAGUAGAGAAGUGUUGCCACUUCUUUGAUCUGAUGAGGCUGUUUGUUGGUGCAAAUCCUGUUCGUGUGAUGGCUUCUGGAGCUAUUGAUGUUAAUCACAAGGAUGAAAUAUACGAUGGAAAGGUGCCCGAUAUCAUUGACAAUGCGUAUGUUAUUGUUGAAUUUGACAAUGGUUCUCGAGGAAUGCUUGACCUUUGUAUGUUUGCCGAAGGAAGUAAAAAUGAGCAAGAAAUAUCUGUUGUAGGUGAUAUUGGAAAGGGAGAAGCCUUUGUUCCUGAGAGUGUUGUGCGGUUUGGUACACGAGAGGGGGGGAGAAAUGGUGUCCAGACUUUGAAAGCUGAGGAUCAUCGAAUAAAGUAUGAUGGGUUACACCAUGGAUCUAGCUAUCUGGAACACCUUAACUUCUUUUCUGCAAUCAGAGCCAAAGGAGAAAAGGCUCCAAGUGUAGAUCUCCAAGAUGGAUUAGUAUCUGUUGCUAUUGGAGUUGCAGCACAGCUCUCUAUAGAAUAUGGUCGAUUUGUUACUAUUGAGGAAGUUAUGAAUGAACUCAGAAUUUAAGUUGGAACACUUGGAAGUGAAGUAAUGGCGUCUCUGCUGUUGUGUUCUGAUAUAGGGAUGAUGUAUCUGUUAUCACUAUCUCAUGAAAAAGUGCUAAGUGGUUUGUGGAAGUUAUAUUGCUUCCAUCUUAGCCAAUUGGUGUCUUCAACUUUUUUUCUUUCUACAGCUCAUUUUCUGUGAAGUGAAACAGUAGAAUGUAAUGAGUGAAAGCUCAAAGUUUUAGCCAAAUAAACAUGCUGGAAUCUUUCCAUAGGAAGGAGAUGUGAUGCACUACAUUACAUGUUUAAACCGACACUCUGAUGUAUUAACUAAACAAGUGCAUUUUCUGUCGGUAUGAAGAAAAGAGCAAUUAAAUCUUAUUCGGUAAUGAUCA